ACCAAUCGGACUCCGUCCGGUCGAUCCUGUUGCUACCGGAAGGCAGCGGCCGCGGACUGCAUGGGAACACUCGCUGCUAGCUAGCUACAAGGGAACAUUGACAUCGAAGCAGCUUCGAGAUAACACAAAACAAAACAUGGCAGAAACUGAUGUUGACAACGAGCUGCUGGACUACGAGGAGGAUGAGGAGCCUCAGGUAGCCCCCGAGAGCGUGGCCCCCGCUAGCAAGAAGGAGGUCAAGGGGUCCUACGUUUCCAUCCACAGCUCUGGCUUCAGAGACUUCCUGCUCAAACCAGAGCUGCUCAGAGCCAUCGUUGACUGUGGAUUUGAACAUCCUUCAGAAGUCCAGCACGAGUGCAUUCCUCAAGCCAUCCUUGGCAUGGACAUCCUGUGCCAGGCAAAGUCUGGCAUGGGUAAGACGGCCGUGUUCGUACUUGCCACGCUGCAACAGAUUGAGCCCGUGGACGGACAGGUCUCGGUCCUGGUCAUGUGUCACACGCGAGAGCUGGCCUUCCAGAUCAGCAAGGAGUACGAGCGCUUCUCCAAGUACAUGCCCACUGUCAAGGCGGCCGUGUUCUUCGGUGGCAUGGCCAUCAAGAAGGACGAGGACGUCCUGAAGAAGAACUGUCCCCACAUCGUGGUGGGCACGCCGGGCCGCAUCCUGGCACUGAUCCGCAACAAGACCCUGAACCUGAAGAACGUCAAACACUUUGUCCUGGAUGAGUGCGACAAGAUGCUGGAGCAGCUAGACAUGAGGCGUGACGUGCAGGACAUCUUCCGGCUGACGCCGCACGAGAAGCAGUGCAUGAUGUUCAGUGCCACGCUCAGCAAGGAGAUCCGUCCCGUCUGCCGCAAGUUCAUGCAGGAUCCCAUGGAGGUGUUUGUGGACGACGAGACCAAGCUUACCCUCCACGGCCUGCAGCAGUACUACUGUAAGCUGAAGGACAGCGAGAAGAACCGAAAGCUGUUUGACUUGCUGGAUGUGCUGGAGUUCAACCAGGUGGUGAUCUUUGUGAAGUCGGUCCAGCGUUGCGUGGCGCUGUCCCAACUGCUAGUGGAGCAGAACUUCCCUGCUAUCGCCAUCCACAGGGGCAUGGCUCAGGAAGAGAGGCUUUCUCGCUACCAGCAGUUCAAGGACUUCCAGCGACGCAUCCUGGUGGCCACCAACCUGUUUGGCCGGGGCAUGGACAUCGAGCGCGUCAACAUCGUCUUCAACUAUGACAUGCCCGAAGACUCUGACACUUACCUCCACAGAGUGGCUCGCGCCGGCCGGUUCGGAACCAAAGGCCUGGCAGUCACCUUCGUCUCAGACGAGACGGACGCCAAGACGCUCAACGACGUGCAGGACCGCUUCGAGGUCAACGUGGCCGAGCUCCCCGAAGAAAUUGACAUUUCCACCUACAUUGAACAGUCCAGAUGAGCCACAUGUCCAAGUGGGCUUCGCUGAAGACUACCCGGCCCUCAGUGUUUGUUCUUCUAUGAAAGAAGAAAAACGUCAACGUUUUAGAAGUUUCUCAACGUACUGUGUCCCUUUGAAAAUUGUAUUGAUGGCGAUAACCUUUUUAUUUUAUUGUCACCCUCAUGGGUGUAUUUGUUUUUAAGUUCAUUGUCAUUAUUGAAUGCGGUUUUUGGUUAAGGAAAUAAACCUUUUAUAUCGUU
Messenger RNA from Gadus morhua (Atlantic cod), 1659 nucleotides. RefSeq names its product ATP-dependent RNA helicase DDX39A. The record is from RefSeq and is a predicted model, not a curated record. The transcript is spliced from 10 exons. Lineage: Eukaryota; Metazoa; Chordata; Actinopteri; Gadiformes; Gadidae. The coding region runs from base 137 to 1420 and encodes 427 amino acids. Gene Ontology annotation, molecular function: RNA helicase activity; nucleic acid binding; ATP binding.